CAAAAUUAAGUUAUUUCCGCUUUUUUGUGGGGGGACACUUUAGAAAGCUGCACUGAACCAUCACCGCGAGGGCCGCUUUUAAUUCUUUUUACGCCGAACGAGCACAUCAUUGAUGUCCGAAAGGAGGAGAUAUGGAACACCCGCCAUUUAUUUCCGAGGAACUGAGGCAAUUUGUUGUGAACGGCGCUCCCCCUACAGUCUAUUACAUCCCUGCGUUCAUAUCGGAAGAGGAAGAGGCCUACCUCCUUCAGCAGGUCUAUCAGUCACCCAAACCCAAGUGGACCCAGUUAUCCGGCAGGAGAUUGCAGAACUGGGGAGGGUUGCCGCAUCCCAAAGGGAUGCUGGAGGAGAAGAUGCCAGCUUGGCUUCAGGUAUAUUGUCAGAAAGUUUCCUCGUAUGGAGCUUUCGGUGGAAAAACAGCCAACCACGUCCUGGUGAAUGAGUACAAACCAGGAGAAGGGAUUAUGCCCCAUGAGGAUGGACCCCUUUACCAUCCUACAGUCACCACCAUCACCCUGGGCUCGCAUGCACUACUGGACUUUUACACACCUGUCAGCCGGUUGGAUGUCGAUGACGAGGUUGCAACGUUGGAAGGCGACCGCCAUAUCUUCUCGCUUCUCUUGAGGCCACGCAGUCUGCUGGUGCUGCAGGAUGAUGCAUACCGGAACGUUCUCCAUGGCAUCGGGGAUCGCGAGUGCGACAUGCUGGCGGACAAAGUGCUGAACCUGGACGUUGCCAGGGCGCAGUUGGGUGAGACCCUGACGCGAGGGACCAGGGUUUCGCUGACCAUUCGACACGUCCCUAAAGUCUUGAAGACAAAGCUUCUUCUCGGGAGGAAGUGAAUGGGGGGGGGGGGCUGUGGACUGGUCCAGUAGUUGUCACCUUUUUGAGUUAAGGCACUUUUACAUCAUUAGAAAAAGUUCAUGACACACCGCUAAACAAACAAAAAAGUACACUAAAUCCCAGGUAUUGGAUUGAGCCCCACCUCGAAAAAGUAAAAAUUGCAAGUAACUGACAAGGAAAAAUGUUUAGAAUUGCCUAUUGUUAAUAGUUUAAACCAGCAAUAAUCCAUUUGAUCCCCAAACACUUUAUCGCUACGUGGAAGAGCAUUUAAUUGAUCAAGCCUUGACUUGAUUUUAAACGAUAUAUCAUUCUAAAGCCAUAUAUUCCAGUAUGAUGUAAUAUCCUGUCCGACCCUUUGCCGCCAGAAAAGCUCCAACUCUUGUGGGAAGGCUCUGAACAAGAUUUAGGAGUGAGUUUAUGGGAAUAUUUGUCCCAUUGUUCCAGGAGCAUAUUUGUGAGGUCACAUACUGAUGUCUGAUGAGAAGGCCUGGCUCAAUGUCUACUCAAAAUCAAUCCAAAGGUGUUGUGUCAGUUUGAGGAUUCUGUAGGUUGGUCAGGUUCAUCCAUACCAAAUUCUCUCACCCAGGAAGUGGUAAUCCUCAAACUCACUCUCAAAAAUCUCUUGGUGUGCUGAAGCAUUCAGAGUUCCUUUCACACAAUCAUAACAGCGUAAUGGUUGUUCCUUAUGUCAUCUACUGUGUAGAAAUAUGAGGAUCAACAUUACAAACAUAUACUGGUAUUACAUGUACAGUAUUUUACAGAAGGGCUUUAAAAAUAGUUGCCUCAAAUCCAUUAUUGGUAAAUUAUAAAGGUAUUAAAAUUCCAUGAGUUACAUUUUAAAAUGUGACAAACUAUGUACAAGACUAAUAAAAAUAUCCUACCAAUAAAUAUUAAAAUAAUGUUUGGAAAAAGAGUAAGCGAGCACAAGUUGAAAUGUAUAUAACUCUUUAAUAAACUAUCAUUUAACGCUACAGUGACGGAAAUUAUAAAUAUGUCAGAAACAGAAACGAAAUCAAGAUCAAUGUAUUUAAAAAGUUCAUAAAAUAAGAGUUUAAUAUUAUAAUGAACUGUGUAAUUAAGAUGAAUCUGCUGAACUGAUUAGAAAUCAUUUAAGCACUUUAGCUAUGUAUUUAAAUGAGUGGCUAAAGAGAAAUCUGCAAUUAAAAAAGGAGGAACAUUUAUCACCAAUUAUAUUUUGUGUAUUAUUUUUUUUCCUUUUGCAUGAAAUAAAAAAAGUGCAACCCAGUGUGAGAAAUCU
Messenger RNA from Syngnathoides biaculeatus (alligator pipefish), 2101 nucleotides. RefSeq names its product alkB homolog 6 (gene alkbh6). The transcript is spliced from 2 exons. The record is from RefSeq and is a predicted model, not a curated record. NCBI's taxonomy places the organism in Eukaryota, Metazoa, Chordata, Actinopteri, Syngnathiformes, Syngnathidae. Bases 132 to 842 code for a protein of 236 amino acids.